Messenger RNA from Rhododendron vialii, 570 nucleotides. RefSeq lists its product as uncharacterized. The coding region runs from base 1 to 570 and encodes 189 amino acids. The transcript has a single exon. Gene Ontology annotation, molecular function: nucleic acid binding. The record is from RefSeq and is a predicted model, not a curated record. NCBI's taxonomy places the organism in Eukaryota, Viridiplantae, Streptophyta, Magnoliopsida, Ericales, Ericaceae.
AUGGUGGAAAAUAAUCCAAGGGCUUGGCACGAGUUACUCUCUAAGGUCUUAUGGGCCUACAGAACUUCAAAGAAGGAAGCUACCAAUAUAACCCCUUAUAUGUUGGUAUAUGGACAUGAUCCAGUCCUACCAAUGGAAGUGGCGGUGAAAUCAACAAGGAUAACAUACCAACAUGGCCUCACUCCUGCAGAUUAUACUCAGGCUAUGUUGGUGGAACUUGAAAACUUGGAUGAAGUUAGGCUCACAGCCCUUGACCAUAUGUUGGUUCAGAAAAGGAGAGUUGCUAGAUCUUAUGACAAAUGUGUGAGGAAGAAGAGCUUUUCUGAAGGUGACUUGGUUUGGAAAGCCGUAUUUCCUUUAGGGGAAAAGAAUUCAAGAUAUGGCAAGUGGUCCCCGACCUGGGAAGGACCUUAUCAGAUUGCUCAAGUCCUUAGAGGUAAUGUCUAUCUUCUUAUGGACUUAAGUGGUGUUCUGUUUAAGCAUUUAACAAAUGGAAAGUACUUAAAACAUCAUUAUCCUACGAUGUGGGAAAUGAAAGAUUUUGGGGAAAAUAUUAUUAAUAAACCAUAG